GAACGAAGCGGGGGCGAGACGAUUAGUUCGCAAAAUCGUUCGGUGAUCUCAUGCAGCGGAGGACAAUGUAGUACAGGUGCGUUGCGGGACGUCCUUCCUCGUGUUGCGGGUUUUCUGAUACGUUCGCGCAGUUUAUGAGUAUAUAUGGUCCGUAUGUUGUACUUCUACGGGUACGCUCUCCUCUCCUAUGAAGCGGUCAAUAUAUGCCCUUCAUCCUUUGCUGCAUGCCUUUGGCUGUCGACCACGUUCCUCGCCCUCGUCAACCACUCCUGCCUCCUCGACAUAGCGUCUUCCCUCCGAAGAGCGGCGCCCUCUUGCUCCUGUGCUCCUCUCCCCAUUCUCCCUUAUCUCUGCCACUCAAUUUGCUGGGGCCCUUGUCCAGUUUGCUCCCGGCGGUGGAGCACGCCGCGGCAGACCGGCGCGGGUGGCACAUGAAUCGCCUUUUGGGGAAACGUCUCGACGAGAUCCGCUUCCGAGCUCAGAGAUCACCCGAAUUCAGUUUGACGGCUCGUGGGCGCCUGUGGGUGGUUCAAGUCGCGGGCUGCUUUCCGAUUUGCGCA
Molecule: messenger RNA, 560 nt
Organism: Schizophyllum commune H4-8
Lineage: Eukaryota; Fungi; Basidiomycota; Agaricomycetes; Agaricales; Schizophyllaceae
Exons: 1
Coding region: 145-435 (96 amino acids)
Source: RefSeq, a predicted model, not a curated record